Messenger RNA from Diabrotica virgifera virgifera (western corn rootworm), 20817 nucleotides. Its product is annotated as dual specificity mitogen-activated protein kinase kinase 7-like. NCBI's taxonomy places the organism in Eukaryota, Metazoa, Arthropoda, Insecta, Coleoptera, Chrysomelidae. The transcript has 11 exons. Gene Ontology annotation, molecular function: protein kinase activity; ATP binding. The record is from RefSeq and is a predicted model, not a curated record. Gene Ontology annotation, biological process: protein phosphorylation. Bases 106 to 2187 code for a protein of 693 amino acids.
GAAAAGCAGGUCCAUUUUAGUUAUGUCAGAAACUAUAUAUUUUUUGUUUUUUCGUUAAAAAGAGCUUUUAAUUAAUUUAAAUAAGUACCGAGUGUGUCAAAGGCAAUGUCUGAGGCAACGUCCAAAAAAAUAGAUGACUUACUUAGCCGUAUCCAAAGCGAGAGGAGCUCACCGAAUUUAUCCUUCAACCGCUCUGGCAAUGGGAGUCUACCCCCCAGUCGAAAAGGUUUAUCCUUGGGCCUUAAUAGUAAUAACGGAAGCCCUGUCUUGGCUAGACCUAAAAACCUAAUCUUCACCACUAGACAAAAUGACGAUGUAGAAACGGAAAAGAAACUAAAGGAAAUUAUGAAAAUUAGUGGCGAUCUAACAGUGGAUGGUGUAAUGUAUAAAACUGACAUAAAAGAUAUGGAACACAUUGAAGAACUCGGAAAUGGUACAUGUGGUCAUGUAGUAAAAAUGAGGCACAAACCUAGUGGAAGUAUUAUAGCUGUUAAGCAAAUGAGACGCUCAGGAAAUAGUGAUGAAAACAAAAGAAUAAUUAUGGAUAUAGAAGUAGUACUGAAAUCACACGACUGUAAAUAUAUAGUGCAAUGUUUAGGCUGUUUUAUAACUGAUUCCGAGGUCUGGAUUUGUAUGGAGCUUAUGGAUACUUGUUUUGACAAGCUACUAAGAAGAUUCAAACAACCAAUUCCAGAAGAAGUUCUAGGAAAAGUGACGGUUGCGACUGUUGCCGCAUUGUCAUAUCUAAAAGAUAAACAUGACGUUAUGCAUAGAGAUGUAAAGCCUUCAAACAUUCUCUUAGACACAAAAGGUAACGUUAAACUCUGUGAUUUUGGUAUUAGUGGAAGACUCGUCGACUCAAUGGCGAAAACUAGGAGUGCUGGUUGUGCGGCAUAUAUGGCUCCGGAAAGAAUCGAGCCUCCUGACCCUCAGAAUCCCGAUUAUGACAUUCGAGCAGAUGUGUGGUCGCUUGGUAUCACUCUGGUUGAGAUGGCGACGGGAGUGUUUCCUUACCAAGAUUGUAAGACUGAUUUUGAGGUGCUCACCAAAGUAAUAGGACAAGAUCCACCAACUUUACCAGCGGAUAAGGGAUUCUCAGAAGAAUUUAGGAGUUUUGUCAGAUAUUGUUUAGUAAAAGAUCCCAAGGACAGACCAAAGUACAACCUUCUGAAAAGUCACGAAUUCAUAAAGAAAUACGAGAGGGUAAAUAAUGUGAACGUCGGUGAGUGGUAUGUACAUUUGAUCAAAACUUCAGAAGAAAUGGCAAACCGGGCUGCGUCUAGACAAAAUUCAACUGCAAGCUCGAUUAGACAGUUCUUCACCUCACGCCAAUCCGCGCACAACCAACAACCGCCAUCCUCCACGAGUUCCCAAAUUCUCACCAACGGCAAGACCUUGUCACCAAACCCUAUGUCGCCUAAGCCAGAGAAGAAAGUUUCGCAUAUAUCUCGAUUUAGUUGCUUUCAAAGAGACAAUCAAAGUCAAGAAUACCAGGUACCUAGAAGUUAUUCGCCUUAUCAACCUCAUCAAAGCCACGUGGCUUCGUUAAAAGAACAAUUGGAAAAUAGGAUCGUACAGAACAGCACAGCAUCAUCGUUCGCCUCACCCUCUGUUAGUAGAAGACCUUUAGAAGUUUCUUCACCAGCACCAAAUAGUCCUUACGAACACCGAAGAGUUGCUAGCGAGACGAGGUGGAGGUCACCUAGUGCUUCUCCGUUGCCGCUCCGGUCACAAUUCCAAGUGGAAGAACCGCUCUAUCACAGUGGAAAUACUAGUCCUAUCAUACUACAAAGGUUUUAUCACCAACAGAAGCAAUUACAACUGCAAAAGGAGGCUGAAGAGUCAGGAAAGAAACGUUUUUCCUCCUUUUUAAAAUUGCAAUUGGGCGGAGAUCGAAGCGGUCGAUCAUCGAGGCAUCAAAGUCCCGAACCACCUCCUCGACUCAGCAGACGCCCUAGCGGAGAAAAUCAAAGUCCGUUAGCAUUACGUCGAAAUUUCUUAGAGAACAAUUCUUGUAAUUCUCCCAGCCUUUCACGAAGGUAUGUAUCACCGACGCCUCCAUUGCCUCCUCCACGGAGACUCUCAGAGAGCACGUCGGUACCAGGUUCUCCACAGCACUUGCGGACCCGCUUUCACUACACGCCCGAACCUCAGAGACGACUUUUCCAAAAAGACGAAGUGUCAUAACAGUGGUCCUACAUGCCUUUGGUAAAUGGGGGCACUUAAUAGGCACGAGAUUUGUUUUUGUUUGUUGCGUUAACAGAUAGAUGCAAACACCUGAAAUUUUUUAUUUAAUUGAGGUGGCAAAAUGAUUAAUACUAGUGUUUUUUUGAUGACGUGUGUUUCUUGAAGGUUUGGACAACCUUUGAAAAAUUUUAUGUAAUAUUAUUUACAUAGCAUUCAAUAAUUUGAAAGUUUUAUUGCAAACAUAUACAGUGAUGAGCGAGCUAAUAACCGAAAAAUAACGUAUAAGACGGAAAACAUAAUACGUUGUGAACUAAAAAGAGAUGAAACUAGUAGAGGUGGGAAAUUAUCAAUAGAAACCUAUCAAUUUACAUUAUAUUGAUAGUUUCCCACCUUUAGACGUAUCGGAGGAGUUUGGCAACUACCACUGUCAUAGGACUGUGGCAGUUUUAGUUGGCAUACUCCUCCGAUAUGUCUAAAGGUGGGAAACUAUUAAUAUAAUGUAAAUUUAUAGCUUGCUGUUGAUAAUUUCCCACCUCUACUAGUUUGGCCUCUUGUUAUUUCAUAACAUAUUAUGUUUUCCGUCUUUUGCGUUAUUUUUUCGGUAUUAGCUCACUCGUCACUGUGUACAUACUUCAUUUAAUUACACAUUAUACUCAUUAUUAUGCAUUUAUUACAUUCGUUCACUCCGUACAUACUUGUAUUAUUUUCAUAACUAUUUAAAUUAAUCGCGUAAAUGUAGUACUAGUUCAUCAUCAUCAAUGGCGUUAUAACUCUUCGUGAGUCUUUGCCGCGUUUACUAUUGCCUUCCAUGUUUGUCGGUCCUGUGCCACUAAUUCCAAUUGUCGCUCUCCCAUUUUCUCUAGAUCUUCUUUGACUGCAUCUUUCCACCUUUUUCUAGGCCGCCCUACAGACCUUCUUCCAUCUGGCCUUUCCCAGAACACAUUGUUUAUAAAGCGAUUGUCGUUACUGCGUAUCACAUGCCCUGCCCAUCUGAGUCUAUUGGCCUUUAUAUAUCUGACUAGAUUUUCUUUUCCGAAUAGAGACUCUAGCUCGUUAUUGUAUCUGCGCCUCCAUUCGUUUGUCACGCUGUCUCUGCAAGGGCCAUAUAUCAUUCACACCAGCAAUUUAUUUACUUCUCUUUUUGUUAGCGUCCAUGUUUCGCUUCCAUACGCGACUGCUGGUCGUAUUAUGGUCUUAUAUAUCUGGAUUUUUGCACCUCGUGAAAGAAGUUUUGACUUCAUUAGAUGUUUCAUUGCAAAGAAAGAUUUGUUUCCUGCCAUUAUUCGCGUUUCAACUUCUCGCUCUAAUUUGUCGCCAUUUGUGAUUGUUGCUCCUAGAUAUUUAAAUUCUUUAACCACUUCGAAGUUAUGAUCGUUUAUAGUAAUAUUUUGUCUUAUUCGCCGUCGUUCUUGUUUUGAGACGACCAUGUAUUUUGUUUUGUCUUCAUUUAUUUUUAGACCGAUGUUUAAUGCAGCUUCUUCAAAGCUCGAGAAAAUAUCCUUAAUUUCUAAUGUUGAUUGUGCUACUGCGUCUACGUCAUCGACAAAGGCGAAUAUAAUUUUUGCUCCCCGAGCAGUUAUGUCUGAUUUGAGUUUUGGAUACAUUUUUCGCAUGACAUAUUCUAAGGCCAGGUUAAACAAUAAUGGGGACAACGGAUCUCCCUGUCUUAGUCCAGAAUUUACGCAGAAAGCAUUUGAUAUUUUUCCCCCUAUUCUAACUUAUGCAAAGGAGUUACUUACACACAUUUGUGUUACCGCAGCUAGUUUCUUUGGUACGCCAAGCUCGAUCAUUGCCUUCCAUAAUGUUGCACGAUUAAUUUAAUCAUAAGCCUGUUUGAAGUCUCUAAAGAUCUGAUGAACGUCCUGAUUAUAUUCCCAAUACUUUUCAAGCAUUUGUCUUAUUGUAAAUAUUUGAUCAACAGUCGAUCUGUCCGGCCUGAAACCACACUGGUAGUCACCAACUAUUUCUUCGGCGUAUUGUACUAAUCUUUUUAAUAACAUCGAAGCCAAUAUUUUAUACGUAGUAUUGAUUAGUGAGAUUCCUCGGUAAUUCAUGCAUGUAGUACUAGUUAGAGUAAUAAAAUACUAUACAAAUAAUUUAGAAAAAGAACGGAUAAAAAUUUUAUGGUUUGAAAUACACUUUAUUAUUCAGUAUAGUCGCCCUAAACAUCAAUACACUUGUUCCAACGAGAUUACAUUUUAUAAAUACCAUCCUUGAAUUGAGAAUCUGGAAGUACGCUUCCACAUAUGUUAUGACUUCAUCAUUUGAUGGAAAAUGCUUUCCACACAUGAAUUUUUUUAGGUAUUGAAACAGAUGGAAGUCGCUAGGGGCCAAAUCUGAUGUAUACGCUGGAUGCUCCAACAAUUUGAACUUUAAUUAAUGUAUUUUAGCCAUUUUUAAAAUGCUCAUAUACACGGUGCAUUGUCCUGAUAAAAAUAAUUUUUUUCUCCUGCAAACCGGGACUUUUUUCACGAAUUCUUUCCUUCAGCUGGUCUGAAUGGUUACAAUAAUCUCCAGAAUUUAUUCUUUUAUCCGUUUUGCAAGUAAUCUACAAACAAAAUUCCUCUAGCAUCCCAAAAAACUGAUACUAGCACCUUCUUGGGUGGAAGGGUUCAACAUUACUACAUGCCUGAUGAUGGUGUCAACUUAGAUGAUGUUUUUUAAGAGCUCCAGUACCAGUUUUUCUUUUCGGAACAUUGUCAAAAGGCUACGACGCAUCGGACCGUUUCAAUUGAUAAAUUGAAUCUCUUGAAACACCAGUAUCACGUGCUAUGGUAAUUACAGAGUCCCUUUUUUCAAGUAACGUUGAAGCACAAACUUUCUGUUCAUUUGUAAGUUUUUUUCACCCCAUAGUUUUUACUUUAGUUUUUCAAGAAAUUUCACAUUGACUACUUGUAUAAAGCCAACUGUGUGUACAAUACAAACGCACAGAAUAAACUAAAAAAAAAUAAGAUGUCAGUAAACUACAGACACCUGCCGAUGCAAGUACGUCAUCACCUUUCCCCUCAAACACUAAACAUGCUCAGUUGGCUUUAUACAAGUAGAUAAUGUGAAACUUCUUGAAAAACUGAGAUAAAAACUAUGGGGCGAAAGAAACUAUCAAAUGAACAGGAAGUUCGUGCUUCAACGUUACUUGAAAAAGGGGACUCUGUAAUUACCGUAGCACGUGAUAUUCGUGUUUCAAGAGAUUCAAUUUAUCAAUUGAAACCGUAGGAUGCGCCGUAGCUUUCUGAGACUAUUCCGGAAAAAACCUGAUUCUGGAGCUAUUAAAAAACAUCAUCAAGUCUGACACCAUCAUCAGGUAGGUAGAAAUGUUGAACCCUUACAUAACUGCCACAGAACCCAAAAUUAUAUAAAUAUCCUUAAAGUCGGAAAAAUGAAAGAAUACCCAUGAACGAUCACAUUAAUCACUUAUGUUGUAUUUGCUGUCUUUUUCUAUAAAUAACAAACGUUUGUUUUAGAAAAAGACAGCAAAUACAAAAAAAGAGAUUGAUGUGAUCGUUCAUAGGUAUUCUUCCAUUUUCCGACUAUAUAAAGUAUUAAUUUGUAAAAUUAAAAUAAUAAUUAUCCUGAUUUAUGCGUUUUAUUCACUAUGUAAAUAUUUUUUUUACCGGCACUGUAUAUAAUUAUUGCAAAAAACUAGAAGUACUUCAAACAAAAAAUUGGUAUAAUCGUCACUAUGAUUUCUAAACCAAAAUUAAAAGUUGUUCUGAAGCUAUUUUCUUUUGGCAUUUUUGUAAUUAAAUAGUUUUGAUGGGAAAUAAGCCACAAUUUUACUAAAAAAUGAUUUUAUUAACGUUUCGACGUCUAAAUCGGAUGCCGUUCUCAAAAUACAAAAUAAAAAUAUAUUAAUAUACAAAAUACAACGGCAUCCGAUUUGGACGUCGAAACGAUAAUAAAAUCAUUUUUUAGUAAAAUUGUGGCUUAUUUCCCAUCAAAACUAUUUAAUUACAAAAUUAAAAGCUAUUUAAUAUAAAUAAAUAUAAGCUAUUUAAUAUAAAUAAAUUUUGAAGAUAACUUUUUUUUUAUGUAUCAUUCACUUAUUGAUAAAACUUUCAAUUAUUGUUGCUCUUAUUAUCAACCUGGUAUUAAUCACAUCUGGUCUCUUAGGUUUGUUGUGAAAGAGAGGAGGGUGAGUAACUAUCUAGGAUUUUAUGGUAUGUCAAAAAUAUUUUGGGGGAAACCCCCCACGUAACUGCUAUCUUACUUACUUACCUAAGUAGUUUAGUAUAUGUUAACGUUGUUAUUGACUAUCUUAUGGCGGGAUUUGAAGGAGUAUUUCAAUUUAUCUAGAUUAUGCUAACGUUAGUUUAUUAUAUGAGGGCAUGUAUCAGAAAUUGCGUUAGAAAACAGUGGUAAACGAUAUUCCAAAAAGAGUUAUUCUUCAAAUAGUUACGAGAAAAGGUUUUAUGCCAAAUAUUUCUCUUUUUUUAUAUGAACCAAUUAAACAAAAUCGUCCCCACUAAAUGGAUUACACGAAGAAGGAAGAAGAGGUAUUAUUCAGUGACCAGGCAGGUCGCCAGAUCUUACGCCGUUGGAUUUUUUCUUCGGGGUUAUCUCAAGAACAAAUUACAACACAGACAACUAGCAUUCCUAGCAACUCCCUUGAACUUUGUUUGAGCAAUCUAAGAGAUAGAAGAAGUGUUCUAAAUUGGUAUUUAGAAUUUCGUUAAUUUGGUCUGCAAUCUUCUCUGUUAUCUAACGCAGUUUUUCUGACAAAUUGCUAAAUGUUGUAAGCUAGUAUUUUUCGAGGUACGAUCAAUAUUUGAAUAGUUUACAUAGCUUUUCUACUAUAAAAUAUCUUAAAAGUUGCCUUAUUGUCUUAUCUUCGUGGCCAUUGCUUUUCAGCGGUAUUUGUAUAAAAUCUGAUAAUUUGAAAUGAUCCUAUUUUGAUGAAAUGAAAAUAUUAUGCCAUUUUUACUGCUAAAACUUACCCCAUUGGCUGUAUCCAUAUGGUUACUUUAGUCAGGUGUCGUCCACGCGCCAGCGAGUGAUGUGGUUACUUCAGUUAGGUGCCAUUCAACAGAAUGGCUCCUAGCUCCAGUUCCAAUGCUCUUAAUAGGCAGCGAAUGGGUUAAUUGCCAACUAGAAACAUUAUUUGUUAAAGACAAAAAUAUAUAGACUGAGUACUUUAUUGCUUUUCAAAAUAUGUACAACCAAGAUCGAUACACUUUUGUAUACGUUAAAACCAAUUGGUAAAACAGUUCUUCAGUUGACACCUGCAAAAUCACUGUUCUAAAGGCAUCGAUGGCUUCUUCUGGUGACUGGAAUCACUGUCCACUCAUUGAAUUCUUGAUCUUUGUGAACGUGAAGAAGUCGAUGGGACUGAGGUCGGGACUAUGCGGUGGAUGGUUUAACUAUUCGAUGUUUUUAAGCUCCAAAAACUCUGUUGUCUUUUGGGCAGUGUGAGCACUUGCGUUGUCCUGAUGUAGGAUGAUUCGCCAUUGUGUGUUGCUUGUGGCAAUAAAAAGGAAAGAAGAAGAAGUUGUCAACACAUAUAGAAUUAACGAAGGCUCCGUUGCUCAGAAUCGGUUAGAGAUGUGGGUGUGGUUCUUUACAUUUUCUUAUUAGCUGGAAAAUAGAUGAAUAAUAGACAAAAAUAAAUAAAAAAUGGAAAAUAGCUACUAGAGCUAAAUUAGGACAUAAUGGACAAAAAAAUUUAUAUAAAUAAUGAAUCAAUAUAAAGCCGAAAGGGAGCCACUUUGAUCUUUUAGUUUUGAAAGGGAAGACAAAGAAAAACUCUUUAAAUAAACCAAACAAAUUAAAAUUAACUAAAUAAAAAUAAUUAUUUCAAGAUAAAUAUAAAUUCAUAUAAAGAUAUAUAAUAAAGAUAAGAAAGAUAAAUAAAACCUACCUUAAUAUUUCUUACUCAGUUGACCAGAGAGAAGGGAGAUGGAUAAUUUAACAAGCAAACAUUAUUAAAAAUGAAUACUAUUUAUUGAACAAAAAAAUAUAUAAAAAAAGAAAUUAAUGUGGACCUCUUUCUGGUUUUACAUUUUUUGUAAGAGGUGUUAUCCACAGAUACAAAUAAAUACAAUAUUAAGUUGGUACCUUUGUGUCUCUGCAAGAAUGUCCUGCUUCCACCGCUAAGUCCAGAUAUUACGGCCACUUUUCACUUCACAAAAAUACACUACUGAUGGUACAAUUUUUGGAGUAUACAGUAGUACAUAAUAUGUAGUUUGAAAAGUUCAGCAAUGUUGUAGGAACUUAACUUGUAACAAAAAGAAACGACUUCAUGUCACUACGGUUAUUAAUAGGAACUGCUUGAGAUGAGAUAUUUAAUUAACCAUGAACUGCGUUCCAAAAGAACAGGGGGUGUUUUCUACACCGAAAUAAAAGCCAUUGACUACCAACCAUCAAUCUUGCAUCUUCAUACCAUCUUCAUACUUGCAUCUCAAUGCAAACUAUUCCCGGUGUUUUAAGAUGACAUCCACCGGACACUACACAGUUAGAAGUUCGAUUUCUUUACUUCUUUGGCUGAUCGAUAAUCAUCUCCUUUGAGUUCCUACGAUCGCUUCUAAGGCCCCCAGAAGAACUUUAUCUUUUUUCCCCAGCUCACAUUAUCCUGCUUCAACCAACCAAUCGCAGAAAAAUACCAACCCUGUUACCUACCACUUUUCUCAAAUAUUUCCCCUGACAAUUAUUACAGCCAAUUACAUCUAUGUUUCCAACACUCGAAUGACAAAUGUUCAACGAAUCAGGACAGAAUAUCAUGAUUUAGAUUUUUGCAUCGUCAUCUUUUUCGCUAAAUUUUGAGUAUGCGACUAUUAGUUAGAAAAAUAAAUAAGUUUUAUAGUGUUUACAUUUGCACAAAGAUAUUUCCAUUCGAUUACGCCAAAAUAUUGAUCAUAAUUCCUUCCAAAUGAGACUUACUUAAGUAAGAAGAACAACAAACAGCGCACUUAGAUCACUACGUUUAAUUUCUCAAUGUUUAUUCUGGAUAUGAGUUGACAUGGAAAAGGGAUUAACUUUAUAACGAACGUUGAAGUUGCUUAUAUUUAUGGUGAACAAUAAGAACCACUCAACGUUCACUUGUGUUCUUUAACGCAAGGAAACAGACACUUGUGUAAACACCAAAAUUUUUCCAAUAGUCCAUAGCGUAUAAACAUUUUAUUAAAUGGACCUGGAGUGUUUUUUACCUCGAAGAUCCUGUUAUCUUUUAGACUGUAAAAAUACCCACAUAUAUCAAUCUACGCUAAAGCAUAGAAACAUUACGAUUCUACUUAGGAAUUUUUUCACGGCGUAAUUUUACUAAUACAGGGUUAUACGAGACUUUUUCUUCUCCAAGUGAGAUGGAAUUCUUUUAGGAAAUUAAGGUGUUUCUGUAUCGUUACAUGCUGUAUCGGAGUUUCGCGAUAACUUCUGGUAAACAAACGAUUAUAUACCAAUCAGAAGCAACCGUUCAUCGAUCUUCUAAAGCAAUUGUUGCCACAUGACCAGAUUUUGACAAAAGUUGCGUCCAUUUUCUUUGACACACUUCGAAAACCGAUCACUUGUGUUGAUUUUUUGUUAUCGUGAAACAUCCACACAGCCGAUUUUCGUUUAUUUUCUGGUUCGUAGGAGUUAAUCCAAGAUUUAUCGCUACUAACAAUAAUAUAAACGUUUUUGGAACUUCCUUUGUUGAACCGUUCCAAUGUUUUUCGACACAAAUUGAACCGCUUUUUGCUCUUCUGUGAGCAAAUGAGGGAUCCAAGGGGAAACCAAUUUCGUAACACCCAGUUCUUCAUGUAGGAUCUUUUGGGUCGAGGUCUUUGAGAUGCCCAAAUUAUGCCUCUAUCUCCCGGUAUGUUACACGGCGGUCGUCCUUAAUUAACUGACGAACCGCAUCAAUGUUUUGCUGUGUAACUGGUGUUUUGGGUGGACCUGGCCUAGAUUCGUCUCUGAGACUAGAGCGACCACAUUGAAAUUUGCAAUAGCAGCGGAAAAUAGUUGACGGGUGUGAUGCUUCAUUCCCAAACACAGAAACCAUUUCAGCGAGACAUUGCCGUUAGGAUAAUCCUCUCCAAAAAUUGUAAAAAAUAUUGCUUGAAAAUGUUCUCAGCUAAGAUCCAUGUUCGAUGUGCUAAUAUCAAAAAUUCGCUGUAUCUACUCGACUUGUUGUAACGCAAUGAACUUAUCGAUUUAUGUCAACAAAAGGUUGAGGUUACGUUUGUGUCGGAAGUUUUAUUAGUGGCGCCCUCUAAGCGGCUACAUGCAAAACUAAAAAGACAAACCUCGUAUAUUGCGCCAAGUUGAGAAUUCUUUAAAAUUAGUUGUAAUUAUUUAGCAAUAUGCAAUUAGAUUGACCACAAAUAAAAAAGAAAACAUUUACUGUAGGUACAUAGAAAAAAUGUUUUUAAAUAUUGGCAAAAGAUUUUGAGAGAAUUUUUAAUAUUUAGUACCCAAUAAUUGGUACCACGAAAGGCUUAAUUAAUAAACUUGAAUGUGGCUGGUACUCAUACUUUUGUAACCUUCGUAAUUGUUACAAAAAUGACAUAAUAUUUUCAUUACAAAACGGGCAUGAAUAUAUAUUUUACUACAAGAUUAAUAUAAAUAUAAUUCAGUAUUGCAAAUCGAAUAAUAAAUUAAAAUUUUUCAAAAAAUAUAUGUAGAAUCUUGUAGUAACAUAUUGGUAGUAAAUGUUUAUAGUAAAUGUGCAAAUUUUUGAGAUGCUUUGGUGGUGUUGAUAUUUGAAACGCAUUUUUGCUAUAGCUAAUAUUUAAAUACAGGUAAAAUAGAGCGACAAUUGCGAAAUAGAUAAAAACGAUGUAGGUUCAAGGAAAUUUGGAUUUCGGUGAUGAAAGGAAGAUCCAUCGAGUCAAACAUAAUUUAUGUUUUCAUAUUUUUAACAUAGAUCGGAGUACGAAGUUAAAACAUUUUUAGAUUUUGGUAUAUAAAUUAUUCAUGUAUUGUUUAAUGGAAGCCCCAAUAUACUUUUAGUGUGCAGUUCUCAUCUAAAGUCCCCACUUCAACAUAUUUCCUGAAUUAGUAAUUUCAUUAUAUUAAUACGUUUUUGAGUAGUAACUCAAUAAAGGUUCAUUGUUUUUAUGAGCUGUCAACUUAAUUAAUAAAAAUUGUUCGCCAUGCUAAAUCCGAUCCAAUCAAUUGAAGUUAAAUGCAAGUCGGAAAAAUGAAAGAAUACCCAUGAACGCUCACAUCAAUCACUUAUUUUGUGUUUGCUGUCUUUUUCUAUAAAAAUAACAAACGUUUGUUAUAGAAAAAGACAGCAAAUACAAAAUAAGUGAUUGAUGUGAUGUUCAUGGUUAUUCUUUCAUUUUUCCGACUGUAUUUAACCUUUUUAACGUUAGUUUUUAAUACAUUCCUUUCAAACUAUACUCAAAUUUUAUUAUUAAACAUUUUAAUUAUUUUAUAUAAUAAUUAAAUUUACUAUCAAGUGAUCAAGUGAUUAUUUUUAAUUCGUUUAAUAUUUAGUUUGACUUUGACGGUUCUGUCAAAUGUAAACAACGUAUGCUUUGUUGAUACGUUAUUAGGUGGCGCUAGGAGCAAAUAUAAUAAUUUAUUGAAAUUAUUUUUAUAUAGCAUAAUUUGUUUAAACUCUAAAUAAUUAAUAAAUAAUUAAAUUUCUUUAUUCAAUUUUAAAAAUAUUAUUUUAACAUAACCUACCUAUAUAAUUUAUAACAAAAAACUUUUUUGACUUUUUCGUGAAUUUACAUCAGUUGUUCUUAUAAAAAUUCUAUUUUACUUGUACCAUUUUACAAAAUUGACUUUUAAAAUUUGUGAUGCGAAUAUUAUAUUAGAAUGUUUUCGGACGAAAAAAAAUAUAUUUUUUUCUUCUAAAACAUUUGAGAUUUAGAUGCUAUUGACGUUAGAAUUUUUGAAUGCGAUCUCUGCGGUUUUUUAACGAAAUUCAAAGGCUACCUUACCUUGCCUUUUUUAUUAGGUAUAUAUUUUUAUUUAGGUUUUCAAAGAUAUUUGGUUGCUAUAAAAUUUCUAAUAAAGUCCAACUUACACAGUAUUAAUGUAGUUCGGCACAGAUACACAACGUACGCACUAUUUAAGUAUGACAUUAAAAAGGUAGCAACGUCAAUAACACUUUACUCGCUUAAAAUUGUAUAUUUGGUGUAGAAUACAUGUUUAGAAAUCAUUUUUUGCAAGAAUUAGUUAAACUGCAAAUAUAUAGCAACUAUUGUCAAGCAUCUGUCAACAGAUGUGAUCCAGAAGAUCGCCAUGCCAAAAAAGGAACUGGGCAGGUCACAUCGGAAGAAUGGAAAGCAAUCGUUGGACGAAGCGAAUUCUCGAGUGGCGACUAAGGGCAAGCAAAAGGAGUAGAGGCAGACCUCAAACAAGAUGGACUGAUUACAUCAAGCGAUUGGCUGGCCACGAAUGGAUGCAAAAAACAGCAAACAGAUUGGAAUGGACACAUCUAAGGGAGGCUUACAUCCGAUGAUGGAUGGAAUAUCUGUUGAUAAUGAUGAUGAUUGUCAAACAGACACAUCAAAAUGGCUUAACGAGUUAAAAUAUGUUCUGGACCAAAGUUCCACAAGUCAAAACGUAACAGAAAAAUAACAGGACCACUGGAAACAUUACAUAUACCUUAAAUAAACAAGGUAAGGUAACAAUCUUAGAUGACAGAGAUAAUAUCUGAGCAAGCAAUGCCUAGUGAGCACUUCUGUGAUUACUUAGGUCAGUUUCCUGAUGCUCUAAAAGUAUUUUUGGGUAGCGAGCAGAAAAAUGUUAAAACGUGGAAAUUCUACAACCGGCCAGAACCAAAUUUUUAUUUAAAAAACCCUUUCACAGAACGUUUUCGAACUAAAGAGUUCAUCAUCAAAGCCGCAGGUUUUACAUGCUUGAUCCACCAAAAUAUAGGAGGGAAGACGUUUUUAAUUUUAUACACUUAUAGAAAAUUUACAUAUAAAAUUAAGUGUGAUGUUUAAAAUAUUCCUCACAUAGCCUCACAUUACGGACUCUAAAUAGCUACAUUUGGAUUUAAUUUAGAGUUCAUUUCAUUUAGAGCUUUCAUUAGAGUAGGAUAUAACAUUUAAAGGGUUUCCCCUAUAUUUUGGUUGCUCAAGAAGCAUGCAAAAAUUGAUGAUGUUUUAGUUCGAAAAUGUUUUGUGAUGUAGCCCGAAAGGGAUUUUUUAAAUGAAAUAUACCUUUUAUAUAAAGGAUUUUCACUAAUUUUUUCAAAUUUUUAUCAGUAUUUACUAAAAAUCUAUUGUUAGUUUUUCAACUUUUUAAGUAAUACAGUAAAACCUCCGUUAACCGAAAUAAUUGGUUUAAAGAAUUUCGGUUAAAAAUAUCAUUGUUUUUUUAUUCUUCUUGUAGGAACCAAAUUACAUGGUAUUGGACAAAUAUAGGUGCAAAACAUCGUUGCCAAAGGAAAACCCAAAAGAAAAUAGAAUAUUUCUUUAAAAAACACUCUAAACAUGUUCAUUUUCCUUAAUUUUAUUGCUUUUUUUUAAUUUACUUUUUAUUGACGAAAUUAUUGAAACUGUCGGCCAUUUCGGUUAAACAAUGUUUCGGUUAACGGAGGUUUUACUGUACGUAAAGUAUUACAUUUAAGCAAGUUGGAGCCUGCGUACUAAAUAGAACAUUAUACCAACCAAAUAUCUUUAAAAAAUUAUCUUAUUCAAUAUGUUUUCACUGCCAAAAAUACAAAAAUAAGUUGGUGAAAGGCGGCAGUACUGUUAUGUAUUUUUUGUUGAAUAUUCCUUUUUGUACUUCAUUAUGAAGAUUUUAGUCAUCUUUCAUUGCUAGUCUUAUAGUCCGUCGAGAGACGUGGUUGCUUGUGUAUUAUUUUUUAAUUGAUUUAGGCGCAUUAUCCAACCAUUCAACCCCCGAAACAGGGUGUUUCGAAAUAACAUCGUAAUCUUUUUUAACGAAUAUCGGGUGCCCUCAAACUUUCUUAAAACAACAACAAUGCAAAUUCUAUAACGAAAUUACAUAAAUUGCUGUAUGUUUGUCGCAUUUAAUUGCCAUUAUGAUGCUCGUAUUCUAUUAGACAUUCGCCGCUUCGCGGCUCAUGUCGUAUCCGUCUACUUGCAUCAGAAUGACCGUCAUUAUAUGCUCGUUGCAUAAUAUAGUAUUAUCCAAUUAACAGUAAAUCCAUUUAAUAAUUAAUAAAGCCCUCUACAAAUGGAUUUUUGCAAGCGACUUGUUUGACAGAUUAAUUAACUUUUUUAUGAUAAUGAAAUGUUUUUACUUUAUUUCCCCUAAUUUAUUAUGAAUUUUAAUCACUUAAUUUAUAAGUCUUUUUUAACUUUAUUACUUUCACUUUUUAUACUACAACACAAUUUAUAUCUACAAUUAUUAUUUACAAUUUAUUUUCGACAUUAUAAAAAACGCGCACUUCAUAAAAUCGAGGUAAUGAAUGCCUGCGUGUUUCAGCUUUCGUAUUAUAUAGUCUAAGAGCUAGUGAACCCUCCGACUAACGGUCGUCCUGUAAGGCUAGAAAUUUGUCUAGUGAUAAUUCAUAGCACACCAAGGCUAAAAACCAUGACCUGGCAGGCAUCAGCGGUGCACGUGUAUCUACCAGGUGAAUCGAAAAGUGCAAAUUUAGGGGGUAAAAUAAACUUUCUCCUGUAAGGUUUAAAUUUAAGUAUGCGCUUAAGUAAGUCAUUUAGAAGAAAUGUUUACAAUGACAGGCGAUUCUGAAGAGUAUAAGACCUUGCCAGACGAGGGGAAAGAUUAGGGGUUUUUCCUAAAAUUCUUCUUUUUGCAUCGAACAAUUUUUUUUAGGUUUUUUGAAUCAUUCCAAACAAAAAAUGUCUUUAGUGAUUUUUCUCUUAAUUUAAUAGUUUUUGUUAUAUAAGCGAUUGAAAAUUAUGAAAAUUGCGAAAUAGGCCAUUUUUAACCCUAAAUCGGACAUUUAUCUAAAAAUUUCAAUGUUGCCAAGGUACGUAAAUAUUCUUUAAAUAUUGAUUGAUGAAAUCCCGAAGAGUUUUUUGCAAUAAAAUAUCGAAAACCCCUUUGUUUUUUUAAUUGCUAAUCAAGCGGGCGCGACACUGUAGUAUAAGUGAGGACGUUUGAGUUUGCAUAAAUUCAUUAUCUCGGGAAUGGGAAAAUUUCAAGAGAAAUCAUCAGACAUGUCGAUUUUUAUUUUUGAAUUAGGACUUUUUGGCAUAUAUAUAUAUAUAUAAUACUAGUGACGUCAUCCUUCUGGGCAUGAUGACGUAAUCGAUGAUUUUUUUAAAUAAGAGUAGGGGUUGUGUGAUAGCUCAUUUGAAAGGUUAUUUAAUUCUCUAUUCAGUAAUAUAAACAUUAACAUAAUUAUUUAUACAGGGUGUACAAAAAAAUGUUUUCUUCUAUUUGUCAAAUUUAAUCAAAGUUAAUUUAAUAAAAAAAAUUUUUGUACACCCUGUAUAAAUAAUUAUGUUAAUGUUUAUAUUAGUGAAUAGAGAAUUAAAUAAACUUUCAAAUGAGCUAUCACACAACCCCUACUCUCAUUUAAAAAAAUCAUCGAUUACGUCAUCACGCUCAGAUGGAUGACGUCACUAGUAUUUAUAUAUGCCAAAAAGUCCUAAUUUAAAAAUAAAAAUCGACCUGUCUGAGGAUUUCUCUUGAAAUUUGCCCAUUCUCGAGAUAAUGAAUUUAUGCCAACUCAAACGUCCUCACUUAUACUACAGUGUCGCGCCCGCUUGAUUACCAAUUAAAAAACAAAGGGGUUUGCGAUAUCGUACUGCAAAAAACUCUUUGGGAUUUCAUCAAUUAUUAAUGUUUAAAGAAUAUCUACCUACCCUUGCAACUUUGAAAUUUUAGAUAAAUGUCCGAUUUAGGUUUAAAAAUGGCCGAUUUCGCAAUUUUCAAAAUUUUCAAUCGCUUAUAUAACAAAAACUAUUAACUUAGAGAAAAAUCACUAAAGACUUUUUCUGUUUGGAAUGAUUUAAAAAACUUAAAAAAAAAUUGUUCGAUGCAAAAAAAAAUAAUUUUAGGAAAAACCCCUAAUCUUUCCCCUCGCCUGGCAAGGUCUUAUGCUCUUCAGAAUCGCCUGUCAUUGUACACAUUUCUUCUGAAUGACUUACUCAAACACAUACUUAAAUUUAAACCUUACGGGAGAAAGUUUAUUUUGCUCCCUAAAUUUGCACUUUUCGAUUCACCUGGUAGAUACACGUGCACCGCUGAUGCCUGCCAGGUCAUGGUUUUUAGCCUUGGUGUGCUAUGAAUUAUCACUAGAAAAAUUUCUAGCCUUACAGGACGACCGUUAGUCGGAGGGUUCACUAGCUCUUAGACUAAUAUGUGUUCUCAUUUUGUUCUUUAAUCUUCGAAGCCCGCCCAUAGCCUCUUCUUUUUCCAUACUGGCCGCGAGUAGCCGAACUGGUUUCGGUCAGAUGGUCGGAUAAGGGAGAUCAGCGUAACAAUAAUUUACUUUAGAUUUGGAAUCGCUCAAUCAAUUAACGGUUGGAAAGUCCUAGUACCAAUCGAGCGGUUCUGACCUCGCUACCAACAGAAAUCGGAAUCAAGCAGUGUAAGAUAUUCAAACUGGUGCUUUGCCAUGCCACAUUGUUUUUGGGGUUUAUAGAUCGUUUUCUUCUUCUUGUGCCGUCUUCUAACGAAGGUUGGCGAUCACUUCAUUAAACGCUUCUCUAUCUUUUGCAACGUCAAAUAUCUGUUCAACACUGAGGUUAGUCCAAUCUCUGAUAUUCCUCAGCCAAGAUUUUUCUUUCUCCCCAAGCCUUUUUUCCUGUCUAAAUUUCCUUGUAUGACGACGUAGCAGAGAGUAUUUAUCGUUUCGAAGUCUGUGGUCCAGAUACGAUGUUUUUUCUUAUUUUAAUUGUGUUCAGCUUAAGCUUUCUGCCAUGUCCAAUUCGUCUUAACAGUUCUCCGUUUGAGACUUUUGCAGUCCAAGGAAUUUGCAGAAUACGCCUAUAUAGCCACAUCUCGAAUGCCUCCAAUUUUUUUACGGAUUGGGCUUUUAGAGUCCAAGCUUCUACCCCAUAUAGUAGUUGCGACCAAACAUAACAUUCGACGAACCUCAAUCUGAUGGUCAUACUCAGUUUCUUAUUUGUAAACAUUGACUUGUAUUUUAUAAAUCCUUUUCGAGUUAUUUCUAUUCCGACCUUUAUCUCCUCAUCUUGAUCUAAUUGUGAGUUUAUAAUUAUUGCUCCGAGGUAUUUAUACUUGUCGGCCGUCUCUAGCGGUUUACCAUCCAAUGUCAGAUGUAUAUUGUCAGGAUUUUUUGAGAUCACCAUGUAUUUGGUUUUAUUUAUAUUCAUUGUCUGAGAAUUUGUAAAUCGUGUACAUUCUCUGCCAUGAUUGCAGUAUCGUCUUCAAAUCUUAUGUUAUUAAUGAUGCUCCCUUCAUUCCUUACACCUUCAGUUCUUUCCCAUAGCGCCUCCUGAAAUGUUAGUUGCGAAUACACAUUAAAUAAUUGUGGCGACAGCACGCAUCCCUGUCUAACUCCUCUUUGGAUUUUGACGAUUUCUGGGUACAAAACUGGAGUCUUUUCUUAUGUAGAGAACUAUGAAUGAAAUAUUCUAUAAGCUAGACAAUAUUUAUCGAGUUCGUAUAUGCGUCUGUUUUAAAUUUUUUAACGGAAUAACAUAGAAUUCGCAGUUUUGUUUUGUAAAGAUCGUUUUUGUGCAUCCAAUAUUUUUAAAUAUCUUAUUGUAAGUCUAAUUACUUUGAAAAUAAUAUAGUUAUGUAAUUUUAACGAAUUAAUAUUUAGCUUUAACAUUUUUUUAAUUUAUUUUAUGUAAAGAACGUAUAGAAAUACCCUGUUCCGAACUUAAGUAAAACUAUUUUUAAAUAUUGUUGGAUAAUGUGCAUUUUAUUAGUUUUAGGUUAUGAAAUUUUAAAACGUUUUAUUAUUGGACUGAUAUUUAUUACGAAAAGCGGACUUUAGUGUUCCUCAAUGAACAGUUUUCAGGACUUUCGUCAAGAGAUUAUUUAACAUGAGAUCAUCAAUUUGAUAUCGUUGUUUUCUGCUAUUUUAAUAGUUGAAUCAAUAAUAUAACGAUUAAUAUCAAAAAUAUGCUUGUUUCAUUAUUUUUCAGGGUAUUUUUUGUAGUCAGGGUUAACACCACUAACAUUAAUUCGAUGUUAACUUGCAGUACAAAAGAAUGUUUUUAGUGUAUUCGAACCCAGCAAAUAUGUCAUUGUUUUCUUUGACGAUUGGCUGUUAUUGAUAUUUUUUACAUUUUUAGAUAGCUUUUUUCGAUAUAUUAUACAUAUUAAAUCGAAAUAUAUAUUUUUUAAAUUGUUUCUGCGGUCUGCCGAGAAUUAGUGCAGACAAAACUGCAACAUAUACAAGGAAAAACUGAUAAUUGUUCGAAAUGUUCUUGUAUAGGUGCCUAUCUUCUAGUGAUGUUGCCGACCACAUAGACCCAUCUUAUUCUACACACAGCCAUUCAGAAUAGAUCAGUUGACGUUAGACCAGUUAAUUUCCUUAGAUUGUCCAGCCAUUAUACGUCUGCGUUCAGGGCCUCUCUUGCCCUCAAUCUUGCCUUGUAGAAUCAACUGUACAAAUCAGUAUUUAUAUUACGCAUAAUGUGGCAGAAGUAAGCCAAUUUUCUGUUCUUUACGGUGUAUAAUUUCUUUGUCUUUUCUUAGCUUCUGGAGAAUAGUUAUGUUAGUUGUUUGGUGUAUACAGAGAAGGGCUAAAUUAUGGAAUAAAUUAAUUUUCUCUAAAAUGGACGACUUUGGAGAAAAAUCCCGAAACAGGUCGAUUUUGAUUUUUAAAUUACAAUUUUUUGGCAUAUAUUUCAUAAUAGUGACGUCAUUCAUCUGGGCGUGAUGACGUAAUCGAUGAUUUUUUUAAAUGAGAAUAGGUGCCGUGUGGCACCUCAUUUGAAAGGGUGUUCAAUUCUCUAUUCAAUAAUAUAAACAUUAAUAUCAUUAUUUAUACAGGGUGGCCAAAAAACAAAUUUUUGAAUUAAAUUAAUUGACGAAAAAAGAAGAAUGUAUGCAAUUUAUUUAACUCAAAAUACAUUCUAUCACUUUCAGAAAAUAGGAAAUAAUGUUUAUUUGGCAAAUAAACAUUGCUUUUCGCUUAAAUUAAAUGUUCAAACUGCCAAGUGGUAGGUGGGAGGCUGUUUGUGAUUUAAUUUAAGCGAAAAGAAAUGUUUAUUUGUGAAAUAAGCAUUUUUUUCUAUUUACUGACAGCAAUACAAUGUAUUUUUAGUUAAAUAAAUUACAUACAUUCUUCUUUUUGCGUCAAUUAAUUUAAUUCAAAAAUUAUUUUUUUGGUCACCCUCUAUAAAUAAUGAUAUUAUUUAUAUUACUGAAUAGAGAAUUGAACACCGUUUCAAAUGAGGUGCCACACGACCCCUAUUCCCAUUUAAAAAAAUCAUUGAUUACGUCAUCACGCCCAGAUGGAUGACGUCACUAGUAUGAAAUAUAUGCAAAAAAAUUGUAAUUUAAAAAUAAAAAUCGACCUGUUUCGCGAUUUUUCUCCAAAGUGGUCCAUUUUAGAUAAAAUUAAUUUAUUCCAUUAUAUGAGACCCUUAACAUAUGUCGGUAGCGCCACAAUUCAAAUACAUCCAAUCGUUUUAUGGCAUCUUCUGUAAUACUUCAACUUUCUACUCCAUAGAGGAGGACACUAGAGACAUAACAUCUAAGAAUUCUUAUCCGUAUAUUUAUAUUUAAAGAUAAAUUGCAGAGAAUUUUUUUAAGAACGUUAAAAGAGCUUCAGGCUUUUUCAAUACGAGCUUUUAUUUCGUAGCUAUGAUCCCAAGUAUCCUUAAUAUUGCAGCUCAAAUAGUAUAUUCGCUCCAUUCUUUCUAACGGUGUAUCGAUUAUUGUAAUUUGGGUGUUUAUGUUGGUGUUCUUACUAAUGGUCAUUCAUUUUUGUCUUCUUAUAAUUUAGUUAGGCCGUAUUUGUUACAUGUUUCAUCCAUCAUCAUUUGGAGACACUGUGCAUUUGUUACAGUGGUGUCAUGGCAAAAUUAGCAGUGUCGGAACGCAGUGCCGGAACGCACUGCUAAUUUUUGUUUACAAAACCUAAAUUCUCUAUUAUUUUUUUUCUUUUCUUAACCAGUGCGGGAACGGCGUUCCCACGCGUUCCCACACCAUGACACCACUGAUUUGUUAGCAAUACUGUAUCGUCUGCAUAUCUAAUAUUGCUUAUAAGUUGGCCAUUUACUGCAAUACCAUCUUCUGAUUCAUCCAAGGCUUUUUUCAGAGUAUAUGUUAAAUAAUGCUGGUGACAGUAUACAACCCCGUCUAACUCCUGUCUAAUCUGAUCUUUGAUCGUGUAACCAAUGUUCAGUGUACCUCUUCUCUAUUUUUUGAGAUUUAACCGUGUCUGCCUAAAAAUAUAUUGUACGUUUAUUUUAUAGAAAAAAUUUACUUUGAAGUAAAACCUAUGCAUUUUAUUUAUUACACUUUCACAAAAUACUUUAAUUAUUAAAUUUUGAAGAAAUAUUCGAUAGUUAUGCAAUUUAAACACUCUUUUGUGCUUUAAAAAAUGGAAUUAUUGUGCAAAACCAUAAUUUUUUUCAUUGCAUGAAAAAUGAAACAAUUAUAUUUAGGUAUAAUUUUUUGUAUUUACUAUGUUACAUUUUAUAAAGGCUGUUGAAACUUAUUAUUUCUUUGAAGUAAUAGCAUAUUUCAAGCAAGUGUGAGUAUAAUAUUUAUAAUAGAAAGGUUUCUGAUUGUUUUUAAUUGUACAUAACAAUUAGAGAUGCAAUGCCAUACCUGAGAUAUUAUGUAUAGUUUGAUUUAAAUUAUGUAAAUAUACCUGAUUCAUACACA